ACAAUCUGCAAAAGUCUUCAUAUUCUGUAGAACAGGCUUGUGUUUGAUAAGUUUUAUUUUAACCUUUUGUUGGCUCUGACGUUAUUCUCCUGUCUGGGUGCAAGUCUUUUGCGGUAAUCAGGUGACAAGGGGACGGAGGUAUGCUCCCGCGUCAGAGUGACACCUUCGCUGGCCUAUCGCUGCUCGACGUUGCGCUCCCUCGCGCUGGAGGGUGGGCUUCGGCCACUGGAGAGCUGGCGACAUGAGCAGAACACGGUUGGUGUGUGAAAUUGAGUGACAGGCUGAAUCCAAAGAAACAGGCUAUGACAAUCAUUUCUCAAAGUUUUGCAGUCUAUUUCGGGAAUGCACAAUUCAAGACGGUCACAUUGUUUAAGACGUUCACAUGACGAUGUUCGCUGGAAUAUGCAGUUUAACAGCAAGCUGUCACGUGGGAUGUUACCUGUUGGUUGAACUAUAUGAACUGUAUUGGUUUCGACAAUAAAAACGGUGGCUGUUUGAAGAACAAUAUCCACCGUUUAGUACAAUUCUUCAAAAACAAGGAAGUUGGGGCGCGCCGCAAGCUAAAUCUCCACUCAUGCUGAAUGUAAGCGCAACGUUCGAUCUUCAGAAGGAUGUCGUGUCCAAUAUAUUUAAAAAAGAAUCUUCUGUGGGACGAAUAGAAGAGUACUCAAAUGCAGUGGAGACGCAGAUCAUCAACAUCGAAAGGGAUGGAGGGGUCCUUUACUCCUGGAAAGGAGUGACAGGGAACACUCAGAUUGGCAAAUAUGAUCCCACUACCAAACAGAAUAAGCUCCUCUACACAUUCGACAAGCAGGUGUGUGUGAGCAGCUGUUCCCUGAACAAGGAGGAGACACUGCUCGCUGUCAGUCUGGUACAGAGGACGAGAGCUGAAGAACGACUCAAACCAGUGUCCAAAUGCCUGACCCUCCUGAUAGAGAUCCAACCCCUAAACAACACCAAGGUGCUGAAGGCCGUGGACUGUAAGAUCAGAGUGCAGUUCCUGUAUCCGGAGACAGACAGGAGCUCAGUUCUGGAAAGUCAUCUUCUGCUCCUGGCUGAUGAGGGAUAUGUGGAGCAGUACCAUGUGAUGCUGAGCAAGCAGGAAGGCUACAGAGUGGUGAUGUGUAACUUCAAGCGCAUGGCCAAGGACAGAGUAGUAGAGGACUUCACGUGGACCCAGUGGGACUCCCACACCCAGAGACUGUUCUACCUCACCUACAGGGACAAAGCGGUGUUGGUGUGUGUGCAGUUUUACCCUAACCACAACUGUGAGACUGUGUUUGAGCUGGCUUUGGAUCUGCCCUCCAACCCCUUCACCUCCCUGAGGUUUAUCAACCUUGGCUUUGACCACUACCAGGAGGAAGAGCCUGUACAGGAUGAUCCAAUCAGAAUAGCUGUUUUCACCAACAUAAUAGAGAGCAGCAUGUGUGUGUGCUACAGCCAGCAGAUCACUCCACAGCAGGCCAGCUGCAGCUACACCAUCGUCCUGGUCCAUAAAGGCUGCAGUAAGACUUUCACUGUAGCGCUAGAUGGUGACAUCUCUCCUCACACUACAGACCUCCAUCCUCUCUUUCUCCCCCUGGGCUAUUACAUCCUGGUUUACCUGCCAGGUCACUUCCUGCAUUGCAUCAACAGCAGACAGCAGGAGCUGCUCUGCCACAGCCUCUUCCUGUCUGGUCCAGAGUCAGACCUGGGCCUGCCAGCAGAGGGUGCUGUGGUGUUCUGUCUCCCAGACUGCACCUCUCUGCUGGACCUGGCUGCAGGCAGGAUGUUCUCCCUAGACAUCAGCUCUGACUUCCUGCUCCAGCUCCUCCAAACACCAGGCCCCAGCCGGCAUGACAACCAGCGCCUGGCCGUCAUGCACUGCCUGCUGGUCUACCUGGGGCCUAACCCUCACCUGGAGCAGAGGAUCAUAGACUGGAUCUGUGACAACAUCAUGCCGUUCGACACCUUUGAUCAGAUCCAGGAGUUUGUUCUGGCCUCUCUCUACCGCAUCGUCUACAACAAGUCUCUCAGUCUGGACAAGGUCCUGCCCUACACCUCUGUGUCUGGGGACAAGGAUCUGCCAGCCAGUCUAGAUGAGGUACCUGGAGUGACGUGCAGCACACAGCUUCAUGCUGAGCCUGUGUUCUCCAAGAAGCAUUCCUGGAGUCAGCCAGGCUACUGGGAGGAUCUGCAGUGGAGCUCAGAGAGGGUCCAGUACUUUGAGGCGGUUCCUAGCCCCAGGUUCAGAACCCAGCAGCUGCAGCAGGAGUGGACCUUUCCCAACCUGGGUCCUGGGAGGGAGCCUGUCUGUCAGGCUCCAGAAGCGUCCGUCAGCACACAGCCGUCCCAGAAGAAGUCAGAGAAGAAGAGGGCUUCUGGCUCUCACGCUGCCUGUCACAUUGAGGAAAACACCAAGAAGGUGCUGUCUGUGGUGGACACCUGUUGUCGGGAUCAGAAGCUGGUUCCCCUGUUUCAGGAGGAGGACCAGCAGCAGAGGGUGCUGAUAGGCCAGAUGGUGGACAAGCUAAGGGAGCACCUGAACAGACACCUGCCUCGACUGGGGAAAAAGAGGAUCGAUUCACUGGUGGUGAACUACGUGGCUAAGCUGUUGGAGCUGAUCAGAUACAUGCUGGAGUCGGUGUGGCUGAAGUACAGACUGGCUCCAUGUGUGAUGUGCUUGAACAAGCCAGGCAGUCCUGCAGAGUGGACGGUGUUUCACGUGAUGUGUCGGAUCCUGGAGGCUACCAAGAGUCUCUGUCUACCUAACCCUCCUGGGUAUCACACUCUGUUGGCAGUGUUAGGGGUGCGUUGUCUUCCCCGUCACAUGUUCCUGCAGUACGUCGACCAGGGCCUGCUACAGCUCACUGAGACCUUCGUAUCGCGCCUCAUGACAGAUCUAGACAACAGUCAUUCCAACGAGCAGCUCAAGUUCAGCAUUCUCAAGCGUAUCCCUGAGCCGAUGGAACAGAGGAUGUGCCAUCUGUGGGACCACCCCAUCAGCUCCGCCUGCAUCUCCCGGGCCUACGUGAGCAGCCUGCUGAAGAAACAAGCCAACACCAAGGGAUCCCAGUUCAUAGACAGAGGCAGGCCAGGGUUCAGACCUGACUUCCUGCCUCUUACCUACCUGACCAAGACACUGUCUGAUCUGGAAGACGAAGCUCUGAACCCCUUUGAGGAGCAGGAGACCGUGGAUGCCAGGUUCGUGGAGGAGACUGCUCUUAAGCAGACACUAAUACUGCUGGGCUUUGAGGUCAAGUGAAGACACACACACACACACUCCCACACCUACACACUCCCACACCUACACACAUCUGAGGCACAAUGGGGUCUGGUGCCGCUAGCCAUGAUGGAUUUACUGGACUGCAUGGUAUUUCCGUUCUUGUAUUGAACCUGAUGUGUAUGAGUCAUGACUAUGAGGCAUAACUCUGGUUAAUCCCAACAAUUGUAUUGCUCAUAAUUCAGAGUAACAUGAGGUUUAGUUUCAGGAAGAUCUCAGUGUGAUUCUAUGAAUGUGAGGGUGUACUUAAUCAUAGAAAAUCAUACUGUGGAAAAGGGAUUUUGUAACAAGGGUUUUCAGGGAUUUACAUAAUCUUUUGUAAUCUUUAGUCAUCGCUGUUUUGCAUUUGUACUAUAAAUAAAUAAUCUUUAUAGCAA
Hypomesus transpacificus is the source of this 3639-nucleotide messenger RNA. RefSeq names its product gamma-secretase activating protein. The record is from RefSeq and is a predicted model, not a curated record. Gene Ontology annotation, biological process: positive regulation of amyloid-beta formation. Gene Ontology annotation, cellular component: trans-Golgi network. The transcript is spliced from 32 exons. NCBI's taxonomy places the organism in Eukaryota, Metazoa, Chordata, Actinopteri, Osmeriformes, Osmeridae. Bases 575 to 3244 code for a protein of 889 amino acids.